Molecule: messenger RNA, 1913 nt
Organism: Paramuricea clavata
Lineage: Eukaryota; Metazoa; Cnidaria; Anthozoa; Malacalcyonacea; Plexauridae
Source: the annotation of a GenBank genome assembly
AUGUCCCGCUAUAACGAGUACAGAGUAACGGACGGUGGUCUACAAGUUUGUAAUUCUUCUGAUCCCCUUAUUAAACAAAGAUGGCGGGAUUUGAUUGCUCUGGAAAAGGAAGUGUUGGCUUCCAAACAUUGUAAUGUAUCCGUGGACGCAUUUCACUAUCCCAAUUACACGUUAUACAGAAAUUUUACUGUUUUCUUCAAACCCACUGAGCAGAGUUUCACAGAGCAAGAUUACGGAGUGAGUUUUGGAUAUUUUACAAUUUGUUCGGCAAAGCUUAGUCUGUCCUGCAAUGAUUAUUUGGUUAAAGUGAAAUACGGCGAUCAGUACAACGUUAUGCAAAACUUUUCGUUGUUUUACAACAACAAGAGGUUCUGGUUUUGUAAUAGAAGAAAUGAAAUUCCGAGCGGAAUUUUUAUACAUUUAUUAGACCUAAAAAAUACAACUAUCGGCACUAGUUUAAUGUGCAAGAACCUUUUUUCAGCCAAACUCGUUCUCAGAGUAUGCCCGUUCGCAGGUUAGGGCCCAGUACCUAACCUGCGAACGGGCAUACUCUGGGAACGAGUCGAUAAGUCAACAAGAUUGUUCUUCGCCCAUGAGCUUUGCUUAUAGGCUGGCCUUAAAACUAAAACAUGUUACUGUAUACGACGCAAUUUAUAUUCGUUUGUAAGCAUUUUUAUGGACUCAUACACGAGGGGUGUUAUAUACGGGGGGGGGGGCUCAUAUACGGACGACAUUUGAUAUUAGUAAUGAUAUUUAUUGUACCUGUAAACUAUAGUAUACCGUGGACGAAAAGAAUAUAAACUUGACAUGACUUAAAAACAACACAUGAUUAACACAAAUUAACACAUAAUUAUAUUACUUUAAUGUAAUUAUCGUCUGAGGCUCAUUCUGAGCUGUUGUCCAUUGGCUUAUACACGGAGGGGUUUAUUUUCGAGGAGGGGCUUUAUCUCACACUUCCCCAAUCGUCUCGGUGUUAAUAAAUUUUCAAGGGCAAAGGUAGCAAGGCACGCAGUCGCUGGAAAGCUGGCGCGGGGUGGAAGGGUAGGGAGAAACGAGGGGAAGUUGUGUACUUAGUCGUAACCCACUCUCAACAUUUCUCGUGGGAGGAAUCUGGAGUACCCGAAGAAAACCAACAACAUUCGGCAGAGCGUUGACUCAUUCUUUUCAAAUGAAUGUUUCGAAAAUUGAACCCACAAUUUCAGAGAUGGAAGACGCUUGCUCUGACAACGAGUACAGCUGGAUUCAGCUGGUAUCAUUAUCACAAAUUGCCUAAUCAUAAACCUUUUAAAUUUUGUGUUUGGCCAAGACAGCACUCAGUUGCCUGACAACACUUGCAAGUUGCAACAUGGUUCGUGGCUUUAGUUUUCGACUCUUGUAUCGAGUCGUUUUCCUUUCCUUCUGUCUGAUUUUCGCCUGUUUUUAUCAUGGUGGUGGUUCAAAGAAUGACAGGCGAGAAGAGAACCGAAAAAAUUAAAAGAUGAAUUCAAAGGUAAACCCUUGAAUGUCAACGUUUCUCUCGAACAAGACAAACGUGUCUCUAACUUGACAGAAAACGCGAAACAAAUUGAUGGCAGCAAGGCGCGGAAGAACACUGAUCUUUCAAAGAUGGUUAGAAAAGGUAAAUAUUGAAAUGUGACAAUGUUAGCACUUCAGAAGAAGUAAUUGAUAACCAUAAUUUAUUUUUAGGAACUGCGAUGAAAACACUCCGAAGUGAAACAAAACAAAAGAGCUCAGUACUGCCUUUUUCAACAUCAUCACCGUCUGAGGUAAAAGUUCCACCCAAAGAAUCGACAACCAUCUGCCGCUCAAAUGAGACAGAAUGGCAAAACGGUGGCAGUGAAAAUAUAUCUUCAUUGGAAAAUCAAAUUUUUCACGAGAAUGACUUGAAAAAAACAGCCAACAUCUCUUCAUAA